AGGCCUGGUUUUCCCACCAUCCAACUGUCUGACAGCGCACAUCUGAGCAGUGAUCAGUGCUCUGAGCGACCGACAGCAGAAAGGAAUAGCGGUACUUAGAAGAACAGGGAUGUACACUAAACACAGGCAGAAAAAGGUUAAAACAAUUCCAACAGAAUGUGGACCUCGUGUAAUGUUUUUACUCCUUCUACUACUGAACAACAUGCUGGAAACUGUGAACGGGGACACCAGAGAACGACAAGGGGACCUCCGAGGACAAACCUUCAUUCCAUACUGGCUCUCCGAGGGACGGACCAGACGAGCAGCUGGGGCCCAGUUUCAGGUGCAGCACCCGGCCGCGGGAGCCGUAGCGGUGAUGGCCGAGGGCAGAGAGCUGAUCCUGCAGGUGGAGCGCAACCAUCAGCUGCUGGGCCAAGAUUUCACAGAGACCCAUUAUACUGAGGAUGGGGUACCCGUGACAAUCACGCCAAAUUACACAGAUCACUGCUUCUAUCAUGGCCAUGUCAGGGGGCACACAGACUCAUGGGUAGCUCUGAGCACCUGCACUGGCUUCAGGGGCCUGAUUGUCUUGAAUGUCAAUGACAGCUACUACCUGGAACCAAUCAGAGGGCUGGAAUCCCACCAUCACAUCAUGCACAGGACGGAGCACGUGCCGGUGGAGGGCGGGACCUGUGGGCAGCACAAACCCCACCAUGUGGGCAGCGUGGCCAACCUUGCCAGCCUCGUUCAGCCUUUGCAUCAAAGGGUGAGGAGGAAUGUCUGGAGUACCACGAAGUACAUGGAGCUUUUUAUUGUUGCUGAUAAUAUGCUGUAUAAAAGGCAAAACAGUGACCUUCACAAAACAAAGCAGAGGAUAAUGGAAAUUGCCAACUAUGUUGAUAAGUUUUACAGGUCCCUCAACAUCCGGGUGCCUCUCAUUGGUCUGGAAGUAUGGACAGAGAGGGACCAGUGCUUGGUGAGUGAUGAGCCCAACGCCACUCUCUGGUCCUUCCUUCAGUGGAGACAGAAGCUCAAGUCACGCAGGAAACAUGACAAUGCACAGCUCCUCACGGGUGUCAUAUUUAAGGGUACGACCAUUGGCAUGGCUCCACUGGAGGGCAUGUGCAGCCAUGAGAACUCAGGAGGCAUCAACGUGGACCACUCGGACCUGCCCAUCGGAGCCGCGGCCACGAUGGCCCACGAGAUCGGGCACAACUUCGGCAUGAGCCACGACAACGACGGCUGCUGCGUGGAGGCCACGCCGGAGCAGGGCGGCUGCGUCAUGGCGGCCGCCACGGGGCACCCUUUCCCCCGCGUGUUCAGCGGCUGCAGCAGGAGGGAUCUGGACAACUACUUCAGGAAGGGAGGGGGGAUGUGCCUCUUCAACAUGCCCAACAUGAAGGACCUGGUGGGCGGCCGGCGCUGUGGCAAUGGCUUCGUGGAGGAGGGAGAGGAGUGUGACUGCGGAGAACCAGAGGAAUGUUCCAACUCCUGCUGUAACGCUAACAACUGCACCUUGAAGGGAGAUGCCCAGUGUGCUCACGGAGUGUGCUGUGAGGGCUGCAAGCUGAGAAGCGCCGGUACGAUGUGCCGCGAGCCCGCGGGCGCGUGUGACCUGCCCGAGUACUGCACCGGAGCCUCGCCCUACUGCCCCUCCAACGUCUACCUGCUCGACGGCUCCCUCUGCCAGUACGGCCACGCCUACUGCUACAACGGCAUGUGCCUCACCCACGAGCAGCAGUGCCUCCAGCUGUGGGGAUACGGUGCUGCCCCAGCCCCCGACGCCUGCUUUCAAGAUGUGAAUGCCGCUGGGAACGCCUUUGGGAACUGUGGGAAGGACAGCCGGGGGAACUACAUGAAGUGCGAGAAGAGCGAUGCAAAGUGCGGCAAGAUUCAGUGCCAGAGCGCCGCCAAGAAGCCGAAGGGGACCAACGCUGUGCCCAUCGACACCACCAUCCGCGUCAAGGGCAGGGAGGUGAAGUGCCGAGGGACCUUCGUCUACACCACCCAGGAGGGAGAGGGGGACCUGCCGGACCCGGGCCUGGUCCUGACCGGCACCAAGUGUGGCGAGGGCAAGGUGUGUCAUGAUCGCCGCUGCCAGAACGCCUCUUUCUCCGAGCUGGAGCGCUGCAUCUCCCAGUGCCACAACCACGGGGUGUGCAACAGCAACAGAAACUGCCACUGUAAUGCAGGCUGGGCUCCUCCAUUCUGUGACAAGCCUGGUCUGGGAGGCAGUAUAGACAGUGGGCCUGUCCAGUACUACAGUCAGCAUGGACUUGUGGCGGGUCUGCUCUUUGCCUUCCUUGUGGUCUUACCUGGAGUGCUGACAGCCUUUUACUGCUACAAAAUCAAGACAUCCCCCUAUCAUAAGUGGCGUUCUCGGAGAGCGAGGGGCACUAAUGAUAGCAGGAAGAAGGAUGUGUCUGAUGAGAAGAUAAAAAACGGACACUUCAGCCACCCAUUCCAUCUGAAGGUGAUGGGGUCAUCUGGCAAAACAAGCAAUUCAAAGAAGGUCAGUCUGUCCUCUACCCACCUUGUAGUCCCACAUGUUCAAUAUUUUUGCGUUUGGUCAAUGGGACUGGUGUCGGAGCUGCAGCCCAGACUGUCGCCUUCUGCGCCUCAGAGACCUCUGCCCCUGAACCCCUCCCCGACUCGAGCCGUCCUCACAAAGCCUGCCAACGGGCUGCUGGUGAUGAUGCCACCUGCAGCAACCAAACCUGUGGGCAAAGUAGCUGCCAUUCCCCCUGCUAAGCCAGUCAAGCCAGUACCACCUCAAAAACCCGUACCAGUUGCCAAACUGAGCACAGCCUCAUCCCCAUUUCGAAAAUGACCUUCAGAGAAAACCUGCCAGGACUGCGAUCAGCCUAUUUGCACUAUACAACAGCACAGCUGGAGGGCAGGAGUUGUCGAGCCUCCCCAGCUGUAGACCUGCGUGUGCCUGUGGGGGAGCAGGAGGGGACCCAGAGCGAUCAGUACUGAACAUCUUUAGCAACCCCCCCCACCCCAGGAGGCCAGCAAUCUCACGGACAUGCCUGUCCCACAAAAGAUGACAUGGGUUUGCACUGAAGAGGGCAAACUCCAGCGGGCCCACGUGCCAAUCACUUGGAUUUUUAGCUAGUUUUUUUUUUAAAAAGAUGUUUGUGUUGUGUGCCAAAGACUUCUUCCUUUUGCAUUUUUUUUUGCGCGAUUUGUUACUGUACUAGGGUUUGAACAGUUUUAUAAAACCCACCGGUUUCAGCCAUUCGCUAAGCCUCUCCUUCAAUUUACAUUCAAGCUCUUCCAGGUGGAUAAAACGCACUGUCAGUCCACAGCAGCUUGGCUACCCAAUUUGAAGAUUUCGUCAACGUUUCCAUGUUGAAAAGAAUGCAUUUCAAACUUGGGCCUAUUGUAUAUCUUUACCGUGUUUUAUUUUUUUAAGAUUUAAAACUUUGUUUUCAAAACUGGUCUUGUCAUUUGCGCUGAAAUGGACACUUUUUUUCUGGCAAUUUUGGCAGAAUAGCUUAAAAUGCUGCACUGCUGGUUUAUGCAUUACAGGAGAUGUCCUGUAAUGAUCUUUUAUGGAGGUGCAAUCCUUUCCAUUUUAUUAGUCCACAUAUCAAAAUAUUUUGGUUUUUUCUCCAAGUGGUGGUAAAAAUUGUCAUUUAUGGCUCUUGAGCUAUCUUUCUGCUGAGGAACAACAGUUCAUGUGGUACGAUCGAGUAUAAGAAUUUUGUAAAAGGUUGUUCUUUCAGCUUGAAUGAAAUGUGCUCUUACAAUUUAAGCACUUCAACUGUUCUCACGUUUUGUGUGAAUGAUUUCAAAACAAGAAGAAUCCUUAAAAAAAGUUAAAAAUGAAAUGUUAAGAACUGACACUACUUGGGUUUUCACAAGAAGUUGAAAAUGUCAAAAUGUUUCCAAGUUUUUUGUUUUCAAAUAUUUAGGUUUUGGACAUCACCAAAAGUACCUGGGCACCAAGAAACCUUGUUAAACCAGGUUUAAAGAAAAAGAGAAUACAUACAUUCUAUAAAAGAAUAAAUAAUGGGAACUUCGUAAUGUGGUCCUUAAUCCUUAAUUUCACCAUUGCUUAACAAUGGCAUGAGAACCUGGGUGCCAAAGUUGAAAAACUGCCCGUUCUCUUGCCAUGCUUAUUAAGGAGAGGGACAUGGAAGAAGUACGUUAAGCUUGAGUGUUAUGUUGCUGUAUGACUGUAUAUAGACAGAAUGGAAAAGUGCAUGAAUGUUUUUACAUAGUCCUGAAUGCAAACAA
Lepisosteus oculatus (spotted gar) is the source of this 4224-nucleotide messenger RNA. Lineage: Eukaryota; Metazoa; Chordata; Actinopteri; Semionotiformes; Lepisosteidae. The record is from RefSeq and is a predicted model, not a curated record.